AUGGCUCAGUCCACUGCAGAACAGCCGCGCUCGGGCGCCCGCACCCCCACCCGCUCGUCGCGCCGCUCGCACCCCAACAUCCAGCAGCUGUCCCUUGCUCCGCUGAGCUCCCAAUUCCAGGAUGAAGCUGCCGCCACCGACCUCCAUUCCCGCAGCCCCCACAGCUCCUACAUCCAGCCAAAGACAGCGCCAACCACUCCAGGCAUCCUCAGCCGUAGCCCGUCGCGCCCACGCCACAGCGGCCACGUCCACUACGUGCACGACGGCUACUUUGGCGGCCCGCUGAGCCCUGCCGGCACCGGCAUCAACAAGUCCAAAAGCGACGCCGCCCUGCACGGCGACAUUGCCUACUUCCCACGCCACCACCGCCGCAAGCACACGGCCCCGCCAGGCUCUAUCGUGAACAUUAGCAACACUGGCCGCAAGCUCACUACGCCGAAACAGCAGCACCACACCCGCGAGGCCUCGUCUGACUGGCUGUAUCGCGCCGGGCUCGCCAUUGCCUCGGAGACGCGCGAGUCCAAGGGGCAGUCGUGGCUAUCACGCCGCGAAAGCAGCACCUCGCUCGUCCGGCAGCAGGGCGACGGCGAUGGCUCGGACGCCGACGAGGCCGGCAGCAAUGCUGCUGGCUCCGGCCACCCGUCAAGAAGUCAUAGCACAUUCUUCGCCGACGACGAGUACAGUCCCAUCACGCCCAAGAGCCGCGGCGGCAGCCGCACCGGCAGUGCCUUCAACAGCCGCCGUGGCAGUAGGGUCGGGAGCAGGGCUGAGCUGCGGGCCUUGACCGGACUCACAGCCAUGCCGCCAGGCGACAGCGUUGAAGAGGGCUAUCUGGGCGACCAGCACCAGCCUGGCAUCCCGCUCGAGCCUGACUUCGUCGAGUCGGACGAGGAGGGGCUAGGCGACGAGGAAGAGGUCGCCCGACUCGCGCAGGAAGGUGGGUACGGACUUGGGGGAUGGAUGGAGAAGUUGAUCGGCUGGUCGUUGUUCAGCGUUGAGGAAGACGGUGAGGAGACUGACGAGGAGGAUCAGGUCACAGAGCAGGAAACGCAAGGUGAAGAUGCGAAAAAGCGGCGGGAAGAGGAGCUGAAGCGUCGGCGCGAGGAAAGGGCUCGCAUCCAGGCAGCCAGCAGCGCGGCAAAGGAGAAGAAGGAGCUGCCGCAGCCUAGCCAAGGUGAGGGCGAGGGUGGCUGGCAGGAUGCCGCGUGGUUGUUGAGCGUGGCGUCGAAAGUCUUACUGUGA
Lasiodiplodia theobromae is the source of this 1242-nucleotide messenger RNA. RefSeq names its product Ornithine mitochondrial. Lineage: Eukaryota; Fungi; Ascomycota; Dothideomycetes; Botryosphaeriales; Botryosphaeriaceae. Bases 1 to 1242 code for a protein of 413 amino acids. The transcript has a single exon. The record is from RefSeq and is a predicted model, not a curated record.